UUCUUAAUAGAAGCCAAUUCAAAACAAGAAACCAAAAAUCAAACAUAGCAGCGCAGACUGUCGUCCCUGUACGUAGCAUUAACCCGAAAACAUCACCAUCAUCUGAUGCCACACUGAAGAAUUUUAGUAUUUCUUCGCUUGGCAUCGACCUCCAACUGAAUCCCAAGUUCAAACCCGAAUCCCAAUCUCAUCUCUCCAAGAAUCAUGGGUUUGUUCAACUGGGUCUCUCUGAUUUCCACUCUGCACUUGCUUUUCUUAUCGAAAUCCGCUCUGUCGAGCUCUGAAACCCCUGCAAAUUUCCUCGAUCUGGCUAGAAGUCCAGAGCUUCUGGACUGGAUGGCGGCGAUUAGAAGGAAAAUACACGAGAACCCUGAACUUGGUUUCGAGGAAUUUGAGACCAGUAAGCUUAUCAGAACCGAGCUUGACAAAAUGGGCGUCCCUUAUAGCCACCCAGUUGCCGUCACCGGCGUCGUCGGCUUUAUCGGAACCGGAGAGCCUCCAUUCGUCGCCAUAAGAGCAGAUAUGGAUGCUCUGGCCAUGCAGGAGAAGGUAGAGUGGGAGCACAAGAGUAAAAUCCCAGGAAAGAUGCAUGGUUGUGGCCAUGAUGCCCAUGUCGCGAUGCUUCUUGGCGCAGCAAAAUUGCUUCAAGAGCAUCGUCAUGAUUUGAAGGGAACAGUGCUUCUGGUUUUCCAGCCAGCUGAAGAAGGUGGUGGUGGAGCAAAGAAAAUGGUAGAAGCUGGGAUAUUGGAGAAUGUCGAGGCCAUCUUCGGAUUGCACGUCUCUCCUAGAUUUCCUAUUGGUACAGUGGCCAGCAGGUCUGGUCCUCUCAUGGCUGGGAGUGGUUUCUUUGAGGCUGUAAUAAGUGGGAAGGGGGGACAUGCUGCCAUUCCUCAGCAUGCAAUUGAUCCAAUUUUAGCAGCUUCCAGUGUAGUUGUUAGCAUGCAGCAUCUUGUUUCACGGGAAGCUGAUCCCUUGGAUUCACAGGUAGUAACAGUGGGAAAAUUCCAAGGUGGUGGUGCGUUCAAUGUGAUCCCUGAUUCGGUUACAAUUGGUGGAACCUUCAGGGCAUUUUCAAAAGACGGUCUGAUGCAACUCAAACAACGGAUUGAGGAAGUCAUCACGCGACAAGCAGCCGUACACAGAUGCAAUGUGACCAUUACAAUUGAUGAUUACCCUUUAUACCCAGUAACUGUAAAUAACAAUGAGUUGCACCAUUACUACACAAAUAUUGCUAGAGAUAUGGUGGGCACAAGCAACAUUAUAGAAAUGCAACCACUAAUGGGAUCAGAAGACUUCUCAUUCUUUGCAGAGGCGGUUCCAGGAUGCUUCUUCUAUCUGGGGAUGCAGAACGAGACUCAGGGCCGGCUAGAACCAGGGCAUUCCCCGUACUUCAAAGUAAACGAAGACGUCCUUCCAUAUGGCGCUGCGCUCCACGCGUCAUUGGCUACGAGGUACCUCAUCGACUAUCAACCUAAGCCUACUUCCACAAAGGGCAGUUCUCGCGAUGAAUUGUAAGGUGAUUCAAACCUAGUUACUGUAAUGUUUAAGCACUAUCAGUGCUUCUUCCUGCACAUGUUUGCUUCCAUGUUUAAGCUCAAUCUCGAUGUGUGCUAUUAAGUUGUAUAUGUUGUUAGAAAGCAGAGAUUUGGACAGGCAAGCUGUUCCCUGGACAUGCUUCAGCCUUUAAUCCCUUGCAAACUGUAAGUUCUAAUCUAACUGGUCUCUACAGGCUGCAAGUCCUCUUAGUUUUUACUUUCUGAACAUUAGAACUUGGUAUAUAUGCAUUGCCCACUGUACUGCAUUUUGUGCCCCUUGCUGUCAUUGAUGGAAAUACCAUGGUAUCUUAUAUAACGAAAAGGGUGUUUUGCACAUUACAUAUGAGAUGUACAUUACUUUUUUUUAAGCAUGUAUCACUAUUCUCU
This is a messenger RNA of Diospyros lotus (date-plum), 1922 nucleotides long. Its product is annotated as IAA-amino acid hydrolase ILR1-like 4. Gene Ontology annotation, biological process: auxin metabolic process. The transcript is spliced from 5 exons. Bases 205 to 1515 code for a protein of 436 amino acids. Gene Ontology annotation, molecular function: IAA-Ala conjugate hydrolase activity. Lineage: Eukaryota; Viridiplantae; Streptophyta; Magnoliopsida; Ericales; Ebenaceae. The record is from RefSeq and is a predicted model, not a curated record. Gene Ontology annotation, cellular component: endoplasmic reticulum.